AUGAGUGAGCGCCAUCAACCAGACGCCUCGAGCAGUAAUACAGAUCUCGAUCAAACCCACGUGGAGAAGCCCCUUGACACGCCCGCCGAACAGGAAACUGUACCCGACCAACCUAACGAUGCGGAGAAUGUGACCGAGAAGACAACCGAGGGUGCGCCUCUGGACCGCGCGCCCUCACAGGCGGCAAAGAUGGGCAAGAAGAAGAUCAUAAUUGUGAUGACGGCGCUUUCUUUGGCUCUAUUUUUGGCGGCUUUGGAUAUGACUAUUAUUUCCACCGCCCUCCCUACUAUCGCCGCGCAAUUUGGUGCCUCCGAGAGCGGUUUCUCAUGGAUCGCAUCGUCAUAUCUUCUCGCAAAUGCUGCCUGUAUCCCCCUGUGGGGCAAGAUCAGUGAUAUCUGGGGAAGAAAGUCUAUCAUUGUCUUGGCAAAUGUUGUCUUCCUGGUUGGCAGUUUGAUUUGUGCCUUGGCGCAUAACAUGGCCACGAUCAUCGCCGGUCGAGCGGUUCAGGGUGUUGGUGGUGGUGGUAUCAUUAUCCUGGCCAAUAUCAGUGUUUCGGAUCUAUUCAGCUUGAGAGAUCGUCCGAUGUACUACGGUCUUUUCGGUGCGGUCUGGGCUGUCGCAGGCGCCCUUGGCCCCGUUAUAGGUGGAGCUUUCACUACAGAUGUGUCUUGGCGCUGGUGUUUCUGGCUCAACCUGCCCGUUGGAGGUGUGUCGCUGGCUAUCCUUAUUCUCUUCCUUCGUAUUGAGUCGCCCAAGACUCCAUUAUGGGCUGGUGUGCGCUCCAUUGAUUGGACAGGAACAUUCUUGAUCAUCGGUGGAACCCUAAUGUUCCUCUUCGGGCUGGAGUUCGGAGGUGUCAACUAUCCCUGGGCCUCAGCUACUGUGAUUUGCCUGAUUUUAUUCGGCGUGCUCACUUGGGCCCUGGCAAUGUUCGUGGAAUGGAAGGUUGCUAGGUUCCCGAUUAUCCCCCCGCGCCUGUUCAACGAGUGGUACAACGUUCUUAUCCUGCUCGUAUGUUUCUGUCAUGGAGCCACUUUCAUCGCUGCGACCUACUACCUGCCGCUUUACUUCCAGACAGUCCUCCAGUCAACCCCCAUCUUGAGUGGUGUGUAUGUCUUACCUCUAGUGCUGUCUCUUGCCGUGGGCUCCGCGGCCACGGGUGUUGUUAUGAAGAAAACUGGUCGCUUCCGCGAGCUGAUCAUCUUCGGUAUGUCCUGCAUGGCCCUUGGAUUCGGUCUUUUCAUCGAUCUCAAGGCCUAUGCUUCGUGGCCCCGUAUCAUCAUCUACCAGUUAAUCGCUGGUGUCGGUAUUGGCCCCAACUUCCAGGCACCUUUGGUCGCUUUCCAGGCCAACAUUCGCCCCUCCGACAUGGCCACAGCAACAGCCACUUUCGGCUUUGUCCGUCAAAUAUCUACUUCGAUGUCCGUCGUUCUGGGCACGGUCAUUUACCAAAACAUCAUGAGCCAACAAUCCGCCCAGCUUAUUGCCUCCGUAGGCCCUAAAACCGCUGCGAUGGUUUCUUCUUCCUUUGGUGGUGCCUCGAAAUCCCUCAUCCAGAGCCUUACUCCAUCCGAGCGCGCGGUCGUAUUGGGAGCCUACACUCACGCUCUGAACCGCAUGUGGAUCUUCUAUACUUGCAUGGCUUGUCUUGGCUUUAUUCUCGCUUUAUUAGUUCGCCCUCGUGAGCUUACUCGCCAUCACACUGUCCAGAAGACAGGUCUUGCUGAGCAAGAGCGUGCCCGUCAGGAGCGUAUUGACUCUCAGCGCAAGGAUGAGUCAAAGCCUGAAGUCGAGGUUUAA
Molecule: messenger RNA, 1800 nt
Organism: Penicillium griseofulvum
Lineage: Eukaryota; Fungi; Ascomycota; Eurotiomycetes; Eurotiales; Aspergillaceae
Product: MDR family MFS transporter
Exons: 4
Coding region: 1-1800 (599 amino acids)
Biological process (GO): transmembrane transport
Molecular function (GO): transmembrane transporter activity
Source: RefSeq, a predicted model, not a curated record